UGUUUUUCAGCUCUGAAAAGAUCUUUUGAGGUCGAGGAGGUAGAUCAGUCAUCAAAUUCCUCCACGCCACAAAGACGGGCCCCGAACACCCUCCUCAGGACCACUGUGUCCAGCUCCACACAGAAGUUUCAGGAACUUGGUGCCAGGAAUUCGGAACCAUCCGCCCGACAUGCGGACCCCACAGUCCAAAGAUCACCCAAACCCCCUCUGAGGAGAGUGGAGCUCUCUGGACCCAAACUGCCUGAGCCAGUGUCCAGAAGAACAGAAAUCUCCAUUGACAUCUCAUCCAAGCAGGUGGAGAACUCCACCUCAGGGUUGUCAAGGUUUGGCCUCAAACGAGCAGAUGUAUUGGGCCACAAACCCCCCGAGCCCACCUCAAGGAGGACUGAGAUCACCCUUGGCAAGCCCCAGGAGCCGAGUCUCCGGAGGGUGGAGGCGCCACCAUCAAAGAUCCCCGAGAUGCCCCAGCGAAGAGCUGAGACAGCCAACGCUCCUGUGCCUGACACGGCCACCAAGCGCGUGGAAAUUCAGGUAGCGAAGGCUGCCGAGGUCCCAGCCCCUCCGGCACGGCAGGCAGAGAGCUCAGAGCCUCCCCUGCCCACCCAGCCUCCCCAGGCAGAGCCAAAGCCACAGCCGGUGCCGAUGGAGAGCCCACCAAAAAGACAGGAAG
Molecule: messenger RNA, 670 nt
Organism: Acanthisitta chloris (rifleman)
Lineage: Eukaryota; Metazoa; Chordata; Aves; Passeriformes; Acanthisittidae
Product: septin-9-like
Exons: 1
Source: RefSeq, a predicted model, not a curated record